GACGGGUGGGCAGUAUAUGGUCAGCGAUGGGCUCAGAUGAGGCUUAGAACAGGACAAAGGGCACAUUAUUAUACUGCAGGAGUGAGCUCAUUUCAUCAUACAUUGCUGGUCAUGUGUUGCUUCCUGAAUUAAAAAAGGGUAGUUGAAACGUCUGUGUGUGUGAGGUGUAUGAGUGAGUAUGAGAGUGGAGCGACCAUCUCAUCCUCACCCCAGGACAUCAUUAUACAACAGCCUACACAUGCGUGGUCUUGGGUAUUUUUUACUCUCGAUCCUGACCCAAGGGUGCUCCGGCGCCGCCGCCGUCACCGGACUCGUGGGGCACAACGUCACCCUGUUCUGUAGGUACGACUCCCAAGCGCAGGGCGUCCUGAGCUUCUGCUGGGGACGAGCUCCGGUGCCCAGGUCCAAAUGCUCCGACACCAUCCUCUCCUCAAAGGACGGCGCCGUGCAGUUCAGGCAGGCGGCCAGGUACCAGGCGCUGGGGGCGGCGGCCGGGGACGCGUCCCUGACCAUCCUCAAUGCUCAGCGGAGCGAUGCCGGCACGUACGGCUGCAGGGUCGAGGUCCCGGGCUGGUUCAACGACUACAAGCUCGACACACAGCUGCUCAUGGAGGAAGUGGAAGUUGUUACAGAGGGUGAUCCAGUUUUUACUGAAACAUCGACAUCUGCACUUCAGAGUCCAGUAGAUGCCGAUCCAGGACACAUCAUACUUGAACAAGUAACAUCUGAGGACAAAUUAAAUGACUUUUUGGACGUGGGCAACAUCAGCAAGAUGGGACUCAUUUUCAUCAUCACUUUAAUCAUAAUUGCUUCUGUUUUGUGGAGGAGGUUUAAGCGACAGCGGUCACUUCAGCAUCCCAGCGCCUCCACUGCUGAGAACAUUUAUGAGUGUCCCAUUGCCUGAGUGAUGCUGAGCUGUCUGAAAGCAGAGGUGUUUCAUGAUUUCAGGCCCAAUUUUUCUCUGUUUGCUUGUGCUGGAGUCUUCCACCUCCGUGGUUUAGCAGAAAACCUUUUAAACUCGUUUAAGCUAUUGAACGGAUUCUCAGUGUCCAAAAGUCAAUGAACUUUAUUAAUCACACUGGGAAAUGACUUUGCUGCUCAAAAUGAAAAGGCAGGAAAGAAACAAGCCAACACAUAGUAUCUAUAAUCUACUUCAUCAGUAAGAAUAAAGAUCUUUAGCUCAAUAGAA
Messenger RNA from Betta splendens (Siamese fighting fish), 1189 nucleotides. RefSeq names its product T-cell immunoglobulin and mucin domain-containing protein 4-like. The record is from RefSeq and is a predicted model, not a curated record. The transcript has 6 exons. Bases 179 to 904 code for a protein of 241 amino acids. NCBI's taxonomy places the organism in Eukaryota, Metazoa, Chordata, Actinopteri, Anabantiformes, Osphronemidae.